GGGAAUGGACGUGUUGAGCUGGAGGGGGAGUGCCGUGCCCUGGCGGUGCGACGUGGAGGAGUGCGUGCGGACGUGGGCGCCUCCGUUUCGUUUCUGCGCAGACGCCACAGUGUAUGUGGAAAGCAGUGGGGACGCGAGAAGCAUGAUGCUGGUCCCCACAAACUGAGAGUCCCCCCCCCCAGAGGGACACUCAUGCCUGAGGCUCUGGAUCCAUGUUAACCUCUGGGGUUCCAGCCUUGCUGGGGGGAGGGGAUGCCGGCCGUAGGUAAUGAAAGUUGAGCGUUUUUGUCACAUCCUGCCUGCAGUGUCCCACUGUUGACUCAGGCAGCCACGGUUUUGUUUGCAGGAAGUGCAGUGAGCCAGUGUGGUGGGCCCAGCUUACGACAGCAGCGGCGCCUCUCGCUCUCCUGAAUAAAGCCGCGAUCACACCCAGUCCUCCGUGGCGGCUGCUUGCGAGCUGGUCUCCCCUUAUCUCGAGCUUGUUUUAAACCAUGUGUUAUUUCUGGGGACUUUGUUUGUCUCUGCUUACGUUUUUUUGAGCGCAUGCGUGACACUUGACCAAGCCUCCAACCUGAAAUGCAAAUGCUGCGCAGGAGCCCAGAGUGUUGCAAUGCGAGACUUGCAUUCCCGCUGAUGUCACUGUGGAGGGACGGCCCUGCCGAAGCCAGUUGCCCGGCAACAUUCCGUAGAGAGAGAGAGAGAGAGAGAGAGAAGGGGAGGAGGGGCUUAAUCUCAACUGUUGCCAGAGUGCUGCCUGUGUGUGUGUGUGUUGUGUGUGCGUCUCCGCGUGAAUCAAUGUGAGCGAGCGAGUUACAGCGGGUGCAACUCAGGGAAACUCAAGCAGCUCCGCUCUGCUGUGAGAGGAACAGCCUCUUUCUGUCCCUCUUCCUCUGGAUUACCGUCGGAGGAGAUCCGAAAGACUUGCUGAAGAAUCGGCGGCACGUUCACCGAUACCUCCUCUGCCCCUCCCCUGCCCGUCGCCUCACCUGUUGUAGCACCUGCGUGGGACGACCUGGCAGACUGGGAAGGCCCUGAGGCUCGGAUGUCUUCGGGGGAUGGUGGCACGAGCUGCGCCACCCGGAGUGCGGGGGAGGCCGGUGACCCCUCAGUGAGUGACAGGCAGCACGGGGGCCAGGGUACCGGCUGGCCCGUCAUCAUGUGCACGAGAUCGGACCCCGAUGGGCAGGUGUUCCCCAACAAGGACGCCCCGAACGGCCAAGACGGCACAGAGUUCAACGCGGACGACGCAGUAGUGGCCCCCCAGGGCUCGGGAACCAGCGGGGGAGGGAGGCCUGCUGACAAGGACGACACUCUCCGAGGACUCUUUGUGCCCAGAGAAAAGUGUGUUCAGACAAACCCCUCAGUGACCUCUGAGGUGUCCACGCGCUCCCCUGCUUCCCUGAAUGAGGAACAGUUUGAGGACUACGGAGUCGGCGAGGACGUGGACUUCACCCCCAGCAGCCCCUGUCCGGAUGACGAGACUCGCACCAACGGAUACUCCGACCUGGGCUCCUCGGUGCCCUCCAGUGCUGGCCAGACCCCUCGCAAGAUGAGGCAUGCAUACAACAACGAGCUGAUGGACGUCUACUGCUCCCAGUGCUGCAAGAAGGUCAACCUCCUCAAUGACCUGGAAGCACGGCUCAAGAACCUGAAGGCCAACAGCCCAAACAGAAUGAUCUCCAGCACAGCAUUUGGAAGGCAGCUGCUCCACAACAGCAACCUGAGCAGCAGCAAUGGCAGCACGGAGGACCUGUUCCGGGACAGCAUCGACUCCUGUGACGCGGACAUCACGGAGAAGGUGAGCUACUUGGAGAAGAAAGUGACGGAGUUAGAGAGUGACAGCCUGAUGAAUGGCGAUCUGAAGUCCAAGCUGAAGCAGGAGAACACGCAGCUGGUGCACAGGGUUCAUGAGCUAGAGGAGCAGAUAAAGGACCAGGAGGCACGGGCAGAGCAAUCUAUGGAAGAGGAGCUGAAGAGGCACCGUGACGCCUACAGCAAGCUUGAGAGGGAGAAGAACACAGAGAUCGAGCUGCUCAGCAACAGACUCCAGCAACUGGAAGAGGAGAACGGGGAGAUGAAAGUCAACCUGCACAAGCUAAAGUCCCAGACAGAGAAGCUGGAUGAGGAGAAGCAGCGAAUGACUGACAAGCUGGAAGACACCAGCCUGCGCCUGAAGGAUGAGAUGGACCUCUACAGGAAGAUGAUGGACAAGUUGCGGCAGAACCGACACGAGUUCCAGAAGGAGCGGGAGGCCAUGCAGGCUCUAAUUGAGGACCUGCGGCGAGAGCUGGAGCACUUGCAGCUUUUCAAGCUGGAGGCCGAGAGACCUGGAAGGGGGCGUAGCUCCUCCUCGAGCCUGUCGGAGUUCAACUCCAAGAGCCGUGAGCUGGAGCUGGAGAAUGAUAACAAGCGUCUCAAGCAGAAGAUAACCCCCCAGGACAUUUCUUGUGAGCUCCAGCAACUUGUUUCUGCUGGAGCACGACUCCUUCCCAGUCUUAUGGAAAACCAGAAGCUUCGGGACCAGAAUGAAGACCUUAACGGGCAGAUUCUUAGCCUGAGCCUGUACGAGGCCAAGAACCUCUUUGCGACCCAGACAAAAGCUCAGUCAUUGGCUGCCGAGAUAGACAAUGCCUCUCGGGAUGAGUUGAUGGAAGCCCUGAAGGAGCAGGAGGAGAUCAAUUUUCGCCUCAGGCAGUACAUGGACAAGAUUAUCUUGGCUAUCCUGGACCACAAUCCUUCCAUCUUGGAAAUCAAAAACUAGACUGAACUGGUUGGGAGGGCCACAAUAAGCAGGCACUGCCCCCAACAGGCUGGGAGUAUAAACUGCACAGAUGCAGCCACUGGAACCGGAGUCGUUUUGUAUUUACAGUUUUGGGACUGCUGAAAUCUGUGAAUCACAAAAAUAUGUUAAUGUUUUUCAUGCACUUUUCCCCAUUUUUGUUCCAUUUGGUUGUCACCACUGCUGUAGUUUUUAUGGGAAUUUACUGGAAAAGCAUUUGGUAUAACUGGAUCAUGAGAAGCAUUAUCUUUGAGUUUAAAUAUAUACUACCUCUGGGUAUGUAAGUGGUAUGGUGUAAAAAAAAACCUGCCCUGUGCUUAAAAGAAAACAAUUUAAACAAUGAAAAGAUAUAAACAUGGUUCACGGUAAACAGUGGUUGUAGAAGGUAUGGUCUGAAACCGGAGGAUGGUUGGAAUGUGGAGUGGAGCAAGUUCUGAAAGUCAAGUAAGGAGGUAAAGUGGAACAUGCAUGUGUGUGUUGGCACUAAGGUGAAGCUUAGCAGGGAGCCCAGGACUGGUGAGAUGGGGUUGUAUAGCUUUUGGGAUAUCGCCCACAUUGUGGUCACGCUCCUGGGGAGAUGCAGGGUGAGAUGGGAUGGCACCUGGGCAGGAAGAAAUGUGCCGAGUGGAUUAAAGGGAGUAGCACGGGAGUACAUGAGAGUGAGAUGGAGUCUGGCCUGUUGGAGGACUGAAGGCAAUCAGUUUAGAUACGUUUUUCAGCCUGUUCUCAGGCUUAUGAUGCUAUUUAGUGCGACAGAAGGAGGUGGAGAAAUGGGUCUCUGCUGUUAGUCAUACUAAAAAGGGCCCAAGACAUGCAAUGCUGCACAUAUUCCUUGUGUGAUUGGUUACCACAGGAUAACCAAUCAACAAAAACCAUUCCCUUCUAACUGGUUGUUGAACAUGAGGCUGAGUGAUUGUGAAGAGGCAUGUUUGCUCAAGCUCACUUUGAUAUAUAUUUUUUAAAUUAUUAAGUGGGCAUUAAUGAAACAUCAAGACUUGAACCGAUCCGGUCCUUUAAGGAGAGAGUAUUCUGAGAGUGUUUUGUUUGUUUGGAGCCAGAAGUCAGUCUUGAAUGGUUUGCAUAUGUCUUUAUUAGUCAAUAGUUGCUGUCGGCUGCCUGAGUUGAGCACCAAGGACACUACAAAAGCUCAUUCAGCAGUCCGCAGUAAUGCAUUGUGACUGUGAAGAGUCCUAUCUGCUUUGUGAGCCAUUUUUGGGUCCCCAUGCAUCAGUAGUGCUUCUGGGUUUAGUCACGACUGGUGUAGCCAUGCACAAACUCUGAGAUAAUGCUGGAGGUUUUUCUUCUGUGAAUGUGAAUGCUGGCCGUGAAAUCUGAGAAGAGGCAUUAUGUGAUUUAUUUCCUGCACAUGAAUUUCCUGGGUUCAGUGGGGGGGGGUGGAGGGGGAACAACCACUGAAGUUACCAGAAUGUUAACUGGUGUGGGUGGUAAGAUAAAGUAGUUAUACAUUUACCAGCAGAUGAAUGUAGAGCAGUUGAUUUAACUGUAUAGAGGGAAGAGAUGUAAGUACUUGGGUACACUGUUACAGUACAUACAUUUAAAAACAGACUUGAAUAAUAGUUAUUUGAAUGAGGAAAAAAAAUAUUUUGUAACAAGUCUUCAAUGUGUAAUAUAAAAGCAGAAAAGAAUGUUUAUUUUCCCACCGAUCUAUACAUUAAAUCUGGGACAUGGAUAAUUCUUGUUUUUGGUCUUUCUUGUGGUAUUGUUCCAGAAGAUUCUGACAGAUACAUUUAUGUGAGAAGGGCAACCCAGCACUCUGUACUCCGGGCUGAAAGGCAACAUAGUGUCUACGUUUGUCUGUUACUCCCCUACACAUGGAGUGCUCACAUGAGGGCCUGUCGGUUCGGCCUUCUGUGGACGUAGCUCCUGUCAAGCACCUUAGGGAUGCAUGGCCAGAUGUGGCUUAGCAUGCUCCUGUUAGGCAGGUAGGGAAGCUCGGUCCAGACCUGCCAUCUUGGAGUGGGCGCAAGUGGGAAUUUGCCGGAAUGUAGCAAGACUGCAUGUCGUGGUCAAGGGUCGCCAAGUAAGAUGACGUGCACCAUGCUGUAGGUAGGCUGUGGUUGGCCUCACACAUUUGAGUUUGAUAGAAGGCGUGACCUUGCUUGUAUGGAAAACUGGACAGGGGGACACAGUGUUCUGGAACGGAAACUAGAAAACGGACUCUUCCUUGAGAGCUGUUUUACAGAAAGCUUGUCUGAAACAUUUUAAACUUUUCAUGUUUGCAGUGGUAUCUGGGGAGUGAUUACGUUCUCUUACCAGAAUGCAAACUGGGGGAGAAAACCCUUUGUAAGCUUAGAACUAUUAUUCUGCAAUAAACAAAUUUAAAACUCUGUGCUGGCAGGUUGGAUAAAGGUCAUGUGUGGGUCAGUUCAAAUUAGUGUGUUCUAAAUGUCACUGAAUGUAUCACCAUACAUUUCACUGCGGUCUCUGAAACGGCUCUCUUGUUUGGAAUUUUUUAUUUUUUUUUACUGUAAUGAGAUUUUGUGCAUCACCGUAUUUUAAAAGAUGUUUAAUUUAAGGGUAAUAGUUACAUUUAAUAAUCUACUGUGAAUCAUUGUAGUUUUGCUAUGUUGCACAAAACGCGUUAUUCUGCAUGUUCUAGGGCUUUUGUGUCUUUCUAACAAGUGACAUUUUCUAAUUUUCUGUAUCUGGCUGCAUAGAUCUUUUUAUACGCAUUUAGUAUGCAUUUAUAAUAUGUGUGAACAUUAUUCAUAACUUGUAAAUAUUGUACAUUAAAGUUUCUACUUUAUAUUCAUGUGCCACCCAAACACUUUUAAAAACAUUUUUUACUGGUUUACGAAGAAAAGGGCAAUAUGAGAGCAUGUUGUGUGCAUAUACGAGACUCGCAGCAAAAUAUUUUGAUCAUAUAUAUUACUUGAUUACCUUGUAAUUUGGGAUUUGUUUUCCAAAUGAUUUUGUCAGCCCUGUUCGACUUAAGGUAUGUCUUUUGUUUUGGCAUUAGUCCAAAUAAGUAUCCCCCUUUUUGGUUGCGUUUUUGUCUAGAAGACAAAACUACCAUCCCCGUACCAUCAAUAGCUUUAAUCCCUGCUUGUCUUCAGUUUGUCCCCGCAAAUUCACGUCCAUCUCACGUCCUUUUGAUAUGGUAAUGGCCUUGUCUCGUGUCUUCCCCUGAACAUUAUAAAAACUCUCCAAAGGUGUCUAAAUGACGUACAAAAUAUUAACUGCGAUACAUGUUAUUGCAGUGAAAGCAAAUUCUUAGUGGUGGCACUUGAAUUCCCUCUUUUUUCCCGCCAGUCCAGUGUAUUUUCGAAUGGUACACCAGUUAAUAAAUUUGGUUUGCAAACUAACUAUAUUGAUCGAGAGCAGUCUUACGAAUCUGCCUGCCCUGUUUCUGCGUUUUGGGGAAAAACUGUUCACUGUCGGAUGCGCUUUGCAUAGUUAUUGGGGAAAAACUAAUAGAUAAAACCUUACCUUAAUACUGUGGAGAUGGUAAUGUUUGUAGAACUAUUACUGACUGCACACAUACCAGAGUGCUAUUUUUUUUUGAUAAUUUACCGCUAUUACUGCACUAUUCGAUCACUGACCUUUUAUACAAGAGAAUUUUACUUCUCUGACGCAGUUCUUUAUAGGUGCUUGUGACCAUACAGUUUCAUGCUGUUAAUAAAAUGAUCUGCUUUAGCAUGACUAA
Brienomyrus brachyistius is the source of this 6446-nucleotide messenger RNA. RefSeq names its product rab11 family-interacting protein 4A-like. Gene Ontology annotation, cellular component: cleavage furrow; endocytic vesicle; recycling endosome membrane. The record is from RefSeq and is a predicted model, not a curated record. Gene Ontology annotation, biological process: endocytic recycling; regulation of cytokinesis. Lineage: Eukaryota; Metazoa; Chordata; Actinopteri; Osteoglossiformes; Mormyridae. Gene Ontology annotation, molecular function: calcium ion binding. The transcript has 14 exons. The coding region runs from base 1043 to 2761 and encodes 572 amino acids.